GCUGACUUCUUGAUACAAUGUGUUCUUCGGUUAAACAAACUUGCAACUCAUGACACCACGGCAUUUGCGAUUUCAAGUAGAUCGUCGACUUCACCGUUGCAAAAGCCUAAUUGUCAAGGACUAUUUACGUUCAAUCACAUGCUUCUAACUGUAGGCAACUGCUUUUCUUUAUGCGCUCACAUUUAAUGUAAGAAAUAAUUAGAUUUUCUCCAUGGCGUCUCACCAGCAGUCAAGAAUUCAGUCAUACCUGGAGAAAAAUAAAAUCGGACCUCUGUUUGAGGAAAUGAUGACCAAACUGAUAACUGAGACCCCAGAUCAUCCUGUUCCUUUUCUCAUCAAUCACCUGCAGACUAAAGAGGGCAGCCCCAGCAAGCUGCAGAGAACUCUGCUGGGCUCUGCGGCUCUGUGGGCCCAGACUGGCUCAGCCGAAAACAAGGGGACGAGGCGUGAUUUCAGGGGGUUCGAGAAGCCGUGGGAGAUGCACCCCAAAAAGCCAAAAAAAUCCAAGAGCGAUCUAGCAGUAUCCAAUAUAUCGCCACCUUCACCUGAGUCAAAGUCACUGCCACGGUCCAUAGAGCACCCUCCCUGGGACUGGAGAACUCGACCGGAGAGCCGGGACUUUGACGAGCUGAACCACAUCCUGCAGGAGAGCAAGAAACUGGGCAAGGCCUUGGAGAACCUCUCCCGAAGCAUUGCAGUCUCUGAUGAGCUUGACCAGGCUCCUCUUCCGCAGGACCCCAGGGCGUAUAACUCCUCUCUGAUGCGGCCGCGGGUGAUCGGGGAGUGGGUGGGCCGUGCUGAGGACGACGCCGAUCCUCUGGCGGCCGAGAUGCUCCAGCCGCCCGUCCCCCGAGCCAAGACCGAGGCGUGGGAGAGCGAGGAGAACAGCCCGGCUGGGAGCCUGAAGAUGGAACCAAAGACCAAGGGCUUGAAGCAGCAGCAGCAGCACCACAAGAAGCUGCUGGCGGCCAUGUUGUCCCAAGACUCCUUCGACUCCACUCCCAGCUCUGCCCCCUCGGUCACUGAGGACGAGAUCGACGAUGAGGAUGAUGCCAUGGAGCUGCUGGAAGAUCUGGACGACCUGCGGAUGGAGGGCGUCACCAGCCUGGCUCCGUCCGGCAGCAAGUUCAGCCAGGGCCGCAGCGCGUACUGUCCCGAGCCCCAGGCCAAGGUCACCCUCAACAUCUGCUCAAGGUGUGCAAGGCUUCAAGGAGACAGUCUUACAGACAACAGAGACGAAGAAGUUCCAUGUGCUCAAAUUCCCGAGCAGGCGGUGCCUGAGAUUUCCUGUCCAUUGCCUGGGGUCGAGGCCUUGAUGGAGGACCAGAAAUUUGAGAGCGCUACUCAAGUGGCCGGGCCCCGUCAAGCAGUCUGGGACUCCGAUCUGAAGGCUGCCAGAGGCGUCAGCUCCCUGGGCCAGAAAGGCGUCUUCCUGAAGGACCCUCUCUUCUCCAAGGAGCUGGAGACCAUGGGCAAACAUCUCGCCGAGGUGGAGCGAGACCUUGCCAAGCUGGCCGAGGCGAAGGUGGCCAGGAGUCCCAGCAGCAGUCUGCACCUGACUCCCCUCCACCACAGCACCCACCCGCUGCCCCAAACCUCGCGCCCGCUGUCCCCCGGAGGCCUCUCGGUCAAGGGCACCGUGCUGCCGCUGCUCAGCAACAAGCCCACCUCCCUGGUAAUGGGCCGGGCGCAGUCGCCUAGCAACCCCAGCAGCCGGACUUCCACCCCCAGCGGCCCCAGGAGCCGGCCUACAACUCCCAGCAGGCCGCUGACCCCCAACAGUCUGAUGCCGCGGGCCGUCACGCCUGGCAGCCACAGCCUGAAGGACGAGAUGUUUGCCAGCCUGAGGAGCAGGCCCGUCACCCCCACCGGCCAGAGCGGAAGGCCCCUGCUCACUCCACCGGGCCUCAGCACCACCGAGAGCCUGGGCAAGGCCUUCAGCCACCGGGCCUACAUGUCAGAGGACGAGUUCUACCAGCAGCUGCAGGCUGUGCGGCAGCCCUGGCUAGUGCCCAGCGACACGGACAGCGACUGCGUGGAGCAGCCCGAGCAGGACAAAUGUAGCCAGAGCGGAGUACGGGAUGCCACUAAAAGAUCAGUGUUUUCAGGCCUAUAAUGAUGGGGACCAGGAACAGUGAUCCUAUCCAAUGAUUAUGCAAACUACUGGGCAUUUUGAAAAAAAAUGGGGG
Messenger RNA from Conger conger (European conger), 2189 nucleotides. It is a transcript of the gene c4h8orf34, whose product is annotated as chromosome 4 C8orf34 homolog. The record is from RefSeq and is a predicted model, not a curated record. Bases 212 to 2116 code for a protein of 634 amino acids. NCBI's taxonomy places the organism in Eukaryota, Metazoa, Chordata, Actinopteri, Anguilliformes, Congridae. The transcript has 15 exons.